GAGUGCUACGUCCAGGGGCACGAGUACCCGGAGGCGGCGGAGGCCGGCUGGAUGAUUGGCGACAAGAUCCUCAGAAUCAACGGCAAGGACGUGAACAGUCAGAGGCGCCAGUCCGGCCCCGCCUUGCUCGCCACUGGGCCACGCGUGGGGGCAGUACGGCUGUCCCGCGGCAGCCGAUGCCUCAGAUCAGACCUCGGCCCUCUGAACGGGUAUUGGGGACAUCGGCCGCCUUGGGGCUCCGAGGCCCCCGGGGGCCGUCACAGAGCGACUCUGGAGGGGCGGCGUGUCCCAGAGAGGGCCUGGGAGCCUGAGGUCUGA
This is a messenger RNA of Prorocentrum cordatum, 318 nucleotides long. The record is from the annotation of a GenBank genome assembly. NCBI's taxonomy places the organism in Eukaryota, Dinophyceae, Prorocentrales, Prorocentraceae.